Candida tropicalis MYA-3404 is the source of this 1284-nucleotide messenger RNA. RefSeq lists its product as uncharacterized. Bases 1 to 1284 code for a protein of 427 amino acids. Gene Ontology annotation, molecular function: monoacylglycerol lipase activity. The transcript has a single exon. Lineage: Eukaryota; Fungi; Ascomycota; Pichiomycetes; Serinales; Debaryomycetaceae. The record is from RefSeq and is a predicted model, not a curated record.
AUGGUCGAUUAUCAUUUAGUUAUAUUAGUUCAUGGUGUUUGGGGUAACUCAACUCAUUUGGCUUACAUUGAAAAGCAAAUUAAAGAGAAUAUAGACCCCAAGGAUGGAACCAAGAUCUACACUCAUAAAACAGGCUCUCAUCAAGGUUAUUUAACAUACGAUGGAAUUGAUGUUAAUGGUAAAAGAAUAUCUGAUGAAGUUUGGGAACAAACAAAUUUGAUUGAACAAAAUGGAACUGAUAAAGUUACAAAAUUUUCUAUUGUUGGGUAUUCUUUAGGUGGAUUGAUUUCUAGAUACUGUAUUGGAUAUCUCAGCAGUAAAGGAUAUUUUGAUAAUAUUGAACCAAUUAACAUCACCACAUUUUGUUCACCUCAUGUUGGUAUUCUGCUUCCACAAUCCAAUAAUUUAUCUGUCAGAGUUUACAACAGCGUAGCACCAUUCCUUUUAGCAAAUACUGGUGCACAAUUUUUCCUUCGAGAUAAAGUUGGGGAAUUUAAUAAACCUUUGUUGGUUUGGAUGGCAGAUCCACGUUCGAUUUUUUUUAAAACUUUAUUAAAAUUCAAAUACAGGACUCUUUAUUCUAAUGUGGUUAAUGAUAAAAGAUGCUCUUGGUAUACAUCUUUUAUAUCCCUCGAUGAUAAAGUUAAUUCUCAAUAUAACAAACAGCCUGAUAAUAUCAAAUGUGAGUAUAUCAAAGGAUACGAACCAAAUGUGAUUGAUAUUACCAAACCUCUCUAUUAUCAGAAAAAUCCUAAUGUGAAGGCUCCAACUCAAAGAUUUACUUGGUUUUGGAAAACAUUAAAUUGGAUCAAAUUGAUUGGUACAGCACUUGUUUACUUUCCAGCAUUUGUCAUUUCGUCACUUAUUCAAAGAAUCAAAAAUAGAAAAAGGGUAAAGGAAUUCUUCAAGAAUAAAUCAAACAGCUUAUUACAUCUUUAUGAACAUGAUGAGAGUAAUGAUGGAGACAAUCAACAUCAUCCUUCUAUGUUUGCGGGCUUUUCUCAUAUUGUUGAAGAUGAACAAGAAACUUUAGUUGAAGACAUGUACGAUGCUAUGGGAUAUAAAGUUUCUCAUUCCACAACAUUCCCACCAAUCAAAUUAGGUAAAGAUCAAACAUUUAUUGUUAAGAAAUUGAAUACUCUUGGAUGGAAGAAGUUUCCAGUUAUAAUGAGAAAAACCAAAGAAACUCAUCGUGGUGCAAUAGUCAGACAUGAAGAUCCAAGUUUUGAUGAAGGUAAGAUUAUAGUUAGACAUUUCAUUAACGAAGUUUUUAAAAUUGAGUAG